Molecule: messenger RNA, 1270 nt
Organism: Trichobilharzia szidati
Lineage: Eukaryota; Metazoa; Platyhelminthes; Trematoda; Strigeidida; Schistosomatidae
Source: the annotation of a GenBank genome assembly
AUGCAUAGGAACAACAAUGAUGUUAUUGCAAAUUUCAAGUUGUUACUUAUUGGAGAUAGUGGAGUUGGAAAAUCCAGCUUGUUAAUGCGCUACACUAAUGAUUGCUUUGAAAGCCAGUUGUCGGCAACUAUUGGUGUUGAUUUCAAAGUUAAACUUGUUACUGUCCCUGAUGGAACUAAAGUAAAACUCUCUAUUUGGGAUACAGCUGGUCAAGAACGAUUUCGUACUCUAACGCCUAAUGUUUAUCGUGGUUCACAUGCUGCUGUUUUUGUAUACGAUGUAUCGAAUCGUGAGAGUUUUGAACAUCUUGGCAGUUGGAUGGAAGAGUUGAAAACUUAUGCAGACAACCCAAAUAUGAUAAAACUCCUUGUUGGAAAUAAAAUCGAUAGCAUUCCUCGAGAAAUCCCGCGUGACGAAGGUCUUCGUUAUGCUCGCCUAUACAAUAUGCCUUAUGCUGAAACAAGUGCAAAAACUAAUGAAGGUGUUGCUCAACUGUUUAAUGAAGUUGUAACAAAAAUAUACAAUCAUUCAGAAUUAUGGAGUCAAGGGAAAAAACGUGCAAUCUCCUCGGCUACAAAUCGUGCUCAUUUAAAUCAAUCGUAUGAUAAACAACCCCAAAGUGGUUGUUGCUCUUAAUAAUAAUAAUAAUAAUAAUAGUAAUGUGUAUUGAAUGAUUGUAUGCAAUAUUCCCUUUAGAUAAAAUGCAAACUCCAUGACUCUGUUUUCACUCGAAUGCUGAAAUCUCAGAUUCCACAUUCCACAUACACAUACACACGUACACUUUAACUUUUUGUAUUAUUAUUAUUAUUUUGAACAGUUUGUUAUGUUACAGAAUUGCACCCAUUUUUACCCCAUUUACCCUAUUGGUAACAGAUGUUCAGGCUGUGAUCUAUAUAUUGAAAAUGCUGUGAUCUCUUAUUCCGUUUCCAAGUGAUUACCGUUGACUCUUUCACAGUUAAACAAAGAUAGGUAUCCAGAAUUACAAGACAAACUGUUUUUUACAUAUUUUUUUUCUUUCAUUGGAUCUAUUUUUAUGGAAAGUAGUGAAAAAGAAAGUGGUAACGCACCCACACCCAAACACACACUCACUCACGCCUGUUGACGUCAUCAACACCUUUCUUGCAUAUACACACACAUGACUCUAAUUCAUGUUUUUAUUUAGUUCAUAUUUAUUUUCCUUCACUUUUUUUGUCAAAUUUUCAAAAGUUUAUCGUUUGUUCUAUUUUAUUGAUUCACUUUUUCAUGUUUCAAAAAAGCUGUCAUCAUUAAA